AUCAGUUACUUUGCACAGUUUCAACAGAACGUUGUGUAGAAAUAUAAGAGUUAAUUGUUGAUACCCACUCAUGCAACCAAAUAAAUUAAUCGACGCUAUGAUUUCGAGCUCGCUAAAAAUUGUUGCCUUUCUAGCGGUCUUCAUAGUCGGCUUGCAGCAUAUUUCGGGGCAACAAGCCGUUUGUGGACCUGCCAUAGACGCAGCACUCAGUAUUAUGUGCGAAAGCGGCUUUAAUACAAAGUUCAAGAAAUCACUGGAAUGGGACAGCCUAGGCAACGCUGAGACUGAAGAACUGUCGCCCUUCGGUAUGAUGAACUUUCCUUUCUUAGGCAAAAAUCAUGGCGGCCACGUCGAUACAGUGGCCAAAACUCGCCGUCGUCGAGAAGGUGUAUACGAUGAAUGCUGCCGUAAGCCCUGCUCCUACAGCGAGUUGUUAUCCUACUGCAAAUAGGCUUAUACAUUUUAAAAUCUUCUGACUGACUUUCACGUUAAAUGAAUUUGUCAACGCUUAUCCUAUUUGUUAGUCGAUAAACAAUUUUUCUCUACGCAUAGCUGUAGACUAAACUAAGAGGCACUCUGAAAUGAUUAUGAUAUUUAAAGUACAUACUUACUUAUAAACGAAUAUUAUAAAAAAACUGUAUACAAAAUCCAAAAAGUCCAGGUAUUAAUUAUCUUAAAAUAAUUAAAUUGUAAUAGCACAUCCUAAAAUAUCUUUAAUAAUAAAUUAUUAACGCCUUCUACAAAAAUAAA
Messenger RNA from Bactrocera oleae (olive fruit fly), 750 nucleotides. Lineage: Eukaryota; Metazoa; Arthropoda; Insecta; Diptera; Tephritidae. The record is from RefSeq and is a predicted model, not a curated record.